AUGAAUAAGCCAUACGAUAAAAAAGCGAAAGACCACCCUAUUUAUGUAUACGGAAAAAUACAUGAUUUAGUGGAAGAGCUAAAUAGGUAUCAUCAAAAAUGUUACAUUAAUAAUGAGAAGAAUGUAGAUUUGUGGAAGGAGUUUAAGUACAAGAGGAGGAAAAGGCUCCGUUUCCUAUCCGUGCUGGAUUAUUAUGCGAACGUUAGGAACAAGAAAUGGGAAUUCGACGUCAUUCCAAUUGUAUUUAACGAGGAGUAUGAGAUUUUGCAUAUGGGCGUUUCAAUGCUUUUCGACGACAAUUUUUCGGACGAGUACAAAAGGGGUAGAUACAACUACAUAGAGCUGUUCAUUUGUAACAUUGAAGAAGACACUCUGAAUCAAUGCCAAAGUGAGUGGACGCCAUCGUUGCUUAUUAAAAAUGGACGUGACACAGGCAACAUUAUGGACUGCCUUGUUAAGGUGGAGGACUUAAAGAAAAUUUACAGCGGGGGAAAGAACCUCCGUAAAAUAAGCACAGAAAUGGAUAGACCUGGCAAAACCAGUGAAAGCAAUGGCGAAGGUGAUGAUACGGAAGGAGGUGUGAUGGCCUCUAUGCAUGAUAGUUACCAUUUGGAGGGGAACGUCAGGAAGAAGCAGACGGGUUUCCCCAGCCGAGAUGGAAAAUUCCCACUUUAUAGCAUUAAAAAUGACUCCAUUGGGAAGGCUAAAGGAAAUUCUAGUGUAUGCGGCCAUGAGGUAGAUGCGCACCUAUUACGUUCGCGAAAUGUAAAUGUCAUUCAGGACAAUGAUAUGUCCACGCUGAGGAGCAACCUCAGCUGCGAUAGCAGCAGCAGCAUGAGAAACACGCCCAUCGGUAGUAACAACAAGGAGGAAUUUCCUCCUCCAGGGUAUUCUUACAAAAAGGAUGAUGAGAAUAAUUGGAAGGGCGGAAGUAACAAGAGGGAACAUUCUUCUACAGGUGUAGGAGCGAUGAACAUGAGGGGUGGAAAAGAUCGUGAGGGUGCCUACCCCUUCUCGCAUCUCGGAAGUGGUGUUGACGUCAGCAUUAGGGAGACGGAUCACACGAAUGAUGAUGCAGAUAAAGCAGGCCUUCACAAAGUGGCGUACUACACAAAUGUAAAGAGGGUAAACGAAAUGGAAGAGAAAACGUACAUUUCGUCGGAAGGGGGAUCCACAAAGAAAGUAAUAAAUUAUGAGUACCUCUACAGGAGGAGCGAGAGCGAAACAAUGUACUUGGGUUCCCCGGCGGGGAGGAAGCAUCCGUUCAACGAGGGCGAAUCCGCACAGGGGGACGUCAAUAAAUUGGACGCAGCGGAGGAGAAACUGUUCGCGAACACCUGCAGCGUGAGGAGCGCUUACACAACGAGCACACAUACAACCGUGCAACGGAAUGAGGUAGUACUGGAGGGAAGCCCACCGAAAGUGGGUAACCACAUUGGAGAUGCUAGCCACUUGGGGGAAGCCGCAACACCUGCGGGAAGAUCCCCCGCUGGAGACUUCACACGAUUCACAAAGCACGAGCAAACUACGCGCAUUAAUCAUGAGGUAAUUCAGAGUAGCAAUAAGGUACACACUGUCGAGAGGGAGGAGUACCGGAGGGAUACGUAUACCACGACGGAGAACAGGAACAACCAUAAUAUAGUGACUGACUUCAACGCGCAGGAAAGCAAGGGUAGCGAAACCGAUAAACGGAACGAGUUUAAGCUAGGCUCCUUCAGCUCCGAAGGGAACAGAACGUACAACGAAGACAGAGUAAUCACCAUUAGGGAUGUGAACGAGUUUGUGCGGAAGGAGUAUAAGGAAGUAACGAAGGAGAAGGGAAAUCUGCUCACUGAAUCCCUCGAAAGGGAGUACUACGACAUGCUACAUAAGAUGCAGAGUGUGGAUAGAUUGAUCGGAUGUCCUUUUGUCGAAUCGGCAGUGGCAGGAGUAGCAGAUGAUGGGUUCACCCCCCCACCCUACAUGUACUGCGCCAUCUACGACGGGCACAACGGCGAGAAGGCCGUAAACAUCAUCCAAAAGUUGCUGCACCUCCACGUGCACACCUACUACAUAAAUGGAAAUGGAAUGUCCAACUCAUUAAAGUAUGCCUUCCACAAAAUGGACGAGCAUUUGUGUAGGAAGACAGUAAAUAGUGAAGAGAAUAACCAUUCGAACUUUUCCAGCGGAAGCACAGCCUGCGUCAGCGUCAUUUUCAACCACAUGAUUUAUAUAGCGAACAUAGGGGAUAGCAGGUGUGUGUUAAGUAAAAAUGGAAGGGCAGUUGCGGUAACGGUGGAUCAUAGAGCUGGAGGGAAUAAAAAGGAAGAGGAAAGGAUUAUAACCUCUGGAGGGGUGUUAGACGAUGAAGGAUAUUUAGGUGGCUGCUUAGGAGUGUGUAGAGGGUUUGGAUCGUUUGAUAAGAAAACUAGAGAAAAAUUAAAAGGUCUUGUUUGUGAACCGGACCUAUUUCAAAUAAAGCUAACGGAGGAUGAUGAGUUCCUGAUUAUAUGCUGUGACGGCAUUUUUGAUGUUAUGACUUCGCAGGAGGCUGUGAACACGGUGAGGGCUUCCCUGGUGGAGAGCUCUGACCCUACUGUGGCGGCAGAGGCUCUGUGUCAGUUGGCUUACAAAAGGAAGGCCCUGGAUAACCUCUCCGUGGUGGUCGUGAUUUUUCAGAGCCCCGAGAUGAAGAAGAAGGCACAGUCCAGCGAGAGUGCCAACUUGUACGCCAGUCAGGCGGAUCGUGUUCGCAGGAGAAUAAGGUUUUCCUCCCUGAAGAAUUUGAUAGGCCCGUGAAGGGUGGAGCGAUGCGGCCGAGGAGGUGGUUCCCAAAUAGGAGCCAGUAG
Plasmodium coatneyi is the source of this 2828-nucleotide messenger RNA. Its product is annotated as Protein phosphatase 2C. Bases 1 to 2778 code for a protein of 925 amino acids. The record is from RefSeq and is a predicted model, not a curated record. Lineage: Eukaryota; Apicomplexa; Aconoidasida; Haemosporida; Plasmodiidae. Gene Ontology annotation, molecular function: protein serine/threonine phosphatase activity. The transcript is spliced from 2 exons. Gene Ontology annotation, biological process: protein dephosphorylation.